AUGGCAGCUCUAUUCAACACCGACCUUCAUGCCAAGAUCACUCACAGGAGUGGCAAAGUCUACAAUGUCCCGACUGGUCUCUUCAUUGGAAACAAAUACGUGAAAUCCGUAUCAGGCAAAAAGUUUGCUUCUGUCGAUCCUCACGACGGCAAAGUUAUUGUGGAUUUCUUCGAGGCCGACAAGGCCGACUUACUGACUCAUAUCGGUGACGCUUUCCCUACAACAGACGUCGCAGUCAAGGUUGCCCAAGAGGCUUACGAAAAUGUUUGGUGCAAGGUUACACCUUCCGAACGUGCUCGUCUCAUGAACAAACUCGCUGAUCUGAUGGAACGAGACACUGAAGUCCUCGCUGAACUCGAAUCUAUGGACAACGGCAAAACCGUCAAGGAUGCCCGAACUAUUGAUGUUCCCGGAGCAAUUGCCUCCAUCAGAUACUAUGCUGGAUGGGCCGACAAGAUCACCGGCAAAGUCGCAGACAUCAACCCCAACUUGCAAACCUACACUCGUCAUGAAGCUUUGGGAGUUGUCGGACAAAUCAUUCCCUGGAACUUCCCAUUGUUGAUGAUGGCAUGGAAGUACGGUCCCGCCUUGGCUUGCGGAAACUGUUUGGUCAUGAAGACAAGUGAAAAGACUCCAAUGUCUGGGUUAUACUUGACUCAAUUGGUUGUUGAAGCAGGCUUCCCACCUGGUGUCAUCAAUGUCCUUUCAGGAUACGGUGCAACUGCAGGAAACGCCAUUGCUUCCCACAUGGACAUUUCCAAGGUUGCCUUCACCGGCUCUACUGCUGUCGGAAGGAAAAUCAUGGCUGCCGCUGCUGGUAGUAACUUGAAGAAGGUCUCUCUUGAACUCGGAGGCAAAUCUCCAAACAUUGUCUUUGAAGACGCUGAUUUGGACAAGGCUGCUUUCUGGGCCUCUCUCGGUAUCUUCAUGAACCACGGCCAAGUCUGUUGUGCUGGGUCACGUCUCUUUGUCCAAUCAUCCAUCUACGACAAAUUCAUUGAAAAGCUCACUGCCGUUGCUCAAGCUAUCAACGUCGCUGAUCCAUUCGAUGACAAGAGCAAUCACGGUCCUUUGGUCGAUGAAAUCCAAUUCAACCGUGUCAUGAACUACAUUGACAUGGGCAAGAAGGCUGGUGCUAAGGUCGCUUUCGGUGGUAACCGAGUCGGCACUGAAGGUUACUACGUCGCUCCUACCUUGUUGACUGACGUUACAGACGACACCGUCACAACCAAGGACGAAAUCUUUGGCCCCGUCUUGUCUGCUCUCAAAUUCGACACCAUCGAAGAAGUCAUCAAGAGGGCCAACAACACCUCGUUUGGUUUGGCUGCUGCUGUCCACACCAAGUCCUUGAACACUGCCAUGCGUGUCAGUAACGCUCUCAAGGCUGGAACUGUCUGGGUUAACUGCUACAACAUGCUUACACCUCAACAACCAUUCGGUGGAUACAAGGAAUCCGGAAUUGGCCGAGAACUCGGUGAAUACGGUCUUAUGGAAUACUACCAAAUCAAAUCCGUCUGCAUCAUGCUCGACUAA
Molecule: messenger RNA, 1533 nt
Organism: Synchytrium microbalum
Lineage: Eukaryota; Fungi; Chytridiomycota; Chytridiomycetes; Synchytriales; Synchytriaceae
Exons: 17
Coding region: 1-1533 (510 amino acids)
Molecular function (GO): aldehyde dehydrogenase (NAD+) activity
Source: RefSeq, a predicted model, not a curated record